This is a messenger RNA of Caenorhabditis briggsae, 351 nucleotides long. NCBI's taxonomy places the organism in Eukaryota, Metazoa, Nematoda, Chromadorea, Rhabditida, Rhabditidae. The transcript has 3 exons. The record is from RefSeq and is a predicted model, not a curated record. The coding region runs from base 1 to 351 and encodes 116 amino acids.
AUGAGGGUGAUGAAAUUUUUCGUGUUUUUCCUUCUCACGUUCUCGGCACUGGAUGGAGCCCGCAACGAGGAGAUGUCUGAGAUUGCAAGGAAGAGUCUCACAAUCAUGACUGUCAUGGUCAUCACUUGGUUCGUCGCUCUCGGAUUCGUUGUCUUGUUGUUCAUCUGCCUCCAGAGCAGACUCGUCGGUGAGAUGAGAGUCCUCGGCUGCAGGCAUCACUGGAAUAUCGUCAAGAGACUCUGGACUCGCGCCCUUGGGUACUCAGUGGUUUACAACAAUCGUCUCAACAUCGACGGAAUCGAAAGCGUCAGAAUCCUCAUCGAGGAUAAAUCCGUCACCGAUUCUCCAUGA